CUUUAAUGGCGGUGUCUACAGUUAUUUAUCGACAACGGGUAACGAUCACCCUUAAAAAAUGAAGCAAAUAAUAUACGGCAAAUUCGGUUAUGGCAUUUUAUUAGUCUCCAAAAGCUCCAGAUAUUCAGCCAUUAAUACACGGAAAUUAAUGUCUGGAAAAUUUAGUAGGCACAGUAGGCCAUUAUUAGCAUCACCACAAUUGAGAUACUUUGCAAAUCCGCAUCGUGGAUAUGCUAUGGUGGUAGCAAGGGUCUUAAGGGGAGUAUUAAAAAUUCGAUAUCUUCUUUUGGGCGGUGCAGUCGGUGGUGGAGUUACUUUGCAAAAGAAAUAUGAAGAAUGGAAAGAAGGAUUACCAGAUGUGAAAUGGAUACAAAACUUGAUACCUAAUGAAAAUCAGUGGCAAAAUUUUCGAGAAUCACUUAUGACACUUAAGAAUAAUGUGAACGAUAAGAUUGAGAUUGAUCCACGUAUAAAGGAAUUUGGACUAACUAAAUAUCGAGAAUACAGGAUGUGGUUUGAUCAAAGACUGGAUAAUGCUAUUAAGGCAGCAGAAAAUCGUCAAAAAGACUAUCAAGAGAAUAACUCUAUACAGAGUGCAUUUGAUACCAUCUCAUUGGUAGCUAAACAAGCUUACUCAGAAACAAAAGAUCAGUUACCCAAAAAUAUGAUUGUCUAUACACGUCCAUUGUUUAAUGAUAAUACUGAAGAGGAACGUAAGAAAGCUCAAUCAUCGCAACAAAGAAUGAAUGCUAUGCAAGAUGAAUUGAUGCAGAUUCAAUUAAAAUAUCAACGUGAAAUAGAAAGAUUAGAAAGGGAGAAUAAAGAGUUACGUAAACAGAUUCUUUUACGAGGGAAUCAAAAGUUUAACACUAAAAAGAUAAAAAAAUCAUUAAUCGAUAUGUAUAGCGAUGUCUUGGAUGAACUUAGUGAUUAUGAUAGUACUUAUUCCACUGCUGAUCAUUUACCUAGAGUAGUAGUUGUUGGUGAUCAAAGCUCUGGUAAAACAUCUGUGCUAGAAAUGAUAGCUCAAGCAAGAAUAUUUCCGAGAGGUGGAGGUGAAAUGAUGACGAGAGCGCCAGUCAAGGUUACAUUAAGCGAAGGUCCCUAUCAUAUAGCGCAAUUUAAGGACAGUUCCAGAGAAUUCGAUCUUACGAAAGAAACGGAAUUAGCCGAGCUCAGACGAGAGGUGGAAUUGCGAAUGAAAAAUAGCGUUAAAAAUGGAAAGACAGUCAGUCCGGAUGUCAUAUCUAUGACUGUUAAGGGACCGGGCCUUCAACGUAUGGUUCUAGUCGAUUUACCUGGUAUUAUUAGCACGGUAACUGCCGAUAUGGCGGAAGACACUCGCGAGGCCAUUAAACAGAUGAGCCAACAGUAUAUGAGUAAUCCUAACGCAAUUAUUCUCUGCAUACAAGACGGAUCCGUCGAUGCGGAAAGAAGUAACGUGACCGAUCUUGUUGCUCAAAUGGAUCCAUCGGGUAAAAGAACAAUUUUCGUCUUGACAAAAGUUGACAUGGCAGAAGAGAAUUUGACUAAUCCUGAUAGACUGCGCAAAAUAUUAUCCGGCAAACUAUUUCCAAUGAAAGCAUUAGGGUAUUUUGCUGUAGUUACUGGUCGAGGCAAACAAGACGAUAGUAUACAAACAAUCAAAGAUUACGAAGAACAAUUCUUUAGAAAUUCUAAGCUCUUCAAAGAUGGUUUAGCAAUGUCGGGUCAAGUAACUACGAAAAAUUUAAGUUUGGCGGUAGCCGAAUGUUUUUGGAAGAUGGUUCGUGAGACGGUGGAACAACAAGCAGAUGCGUUUAAAGCUACGCGAUUUAAUUUGGAAACAGAAUGGAAAAAUAAUUUUCCGAGAUUAAGGGAAUUAGAUAGAGAUGAGCUAUUUGAAAAAGCACGAGGUGAAAUCUUGGAUGAAAUUGUCAAUUUGUCACAAGUAUCACCAAGACAUUGGGAGGAAGUACUAAUGGCUCGAAAUUGGGAUAAAGUCAGCAUGCAUGUAUUUGAAAAUAUCUAUUUACCUGCCGCUCAAAGUGGAAAUCCAAAUACAUUCAAUACUACUGUCGAUAUUAAACUAAGACAUUGGACCGAACAACAACUACCUGCGCGUAGCGUCGAAAGUGGAUGGGAAUGUUUACAACAGGAAUUUCAGAAUUUUAUGACACAAGCUCGACUUAGUCAGGAUCACGACGAUAUCUUCGACAAUCUCAAGAAUGCCGUCGUGAAUGAAGCGAUGAGACGUCAUUCGUGGGAAGAAAAAGCAUCAGAGAUGUUACGUGUUAUUCAACUUAACAUUUUGGAAGACAGAAGCGUAAAUGAUAAACGUGAUUGGGAUCAAGCAGUAAGAUUCCUAGAAACUUCGGUUAAAGAAAAAUUGCAAAGUACAGAACAGAUCCUGCGCGAUAUGCUGGGCCCUAAUCGCAAAGAACGAUGGCUCUAUUGGCAGAGUCAAACAGAAGACCAACAAAAACGUACAGCUGUUAAGAAUGAGCUAGAUAAAAUUCUUUAUGCCGAUAAGAAACAUGUACCUACUCUAACACAUGAUGAGUUGACUGCUGUUAGAAAGAAUUUACAACGAAAUGGUUUCGAGGUCGAUAAUGAAUUCAUUCGUGAAACAUGGCAUCCCGUUUAUAGAAGAUUUUUUCUACAACAGAGUUUAGCAAGAGCAUAUGAUUGUAGGAAAGGAUACUAUCUAUAUCAUACCGGGCACGAAAACGAAAUGGAAUGCAAUGAUGUAGUACUUUUUUGGCGAAUUCAGCAAAUGCUAAAAGUUACUGCAAAUGCUCUUCGACAACAAAUCAUGAAUAGAGAAGCUCGAAGACUGGAUAAAGAGAUCAAGGAAGUUCUGGAGGAUUAUAGUCAAGACAGUGAAAUUAAGGAGAAAUUGCUCACAGGCAGACGAGUCAUAUUAGCUGAGGAACUUAAACGGGUUAGGCAAAUUCAAGAGAAAUUAGAGGAAUUUAUCCAAGCAUUAAAUAAAGAGAAAUGAACAUAUUAAAUCAAUUAUUGAAAUUGGGCAUCACGUUAUGUGAAGCAAAUCUCUAACAUCACUUGCGAUUGAAUAAAUGAAAGACACUGUAUAUUCAGAUUAAUAUUUUGUGGAACAUCAGUAUACAUCCUUGCAGAUUUCUACAAUUUGAUCAGGGAGAUAAUUCGUCUCUCGGCAAAAUAUUAAAUCCGAAAUCAAGAGCACAAUAUUGAUGCAAGUAUAUAACAAGCUCACAUGCUUAAUCAAGUUUAUAUGAUAUAAUUAAAAACCAAAAUCUAUAUGCUCUUUAUACGAUUUAGAAUUGUAAAUAUGAGACUGAUAUGUGAUUGAGAGACUUGAGAAAGAUAUUACAUAAAAUAUUACAGAUAUUACAUAAAAUUAUCUUCAAUGUACGAGGAUCAUUUCAUGUAAGAAUAUUAUGAUUAGUGUAAAAUGAUUAAAUAAAUUACAAUUGUUUGAUAAAUUAAUAUAUUGAUAUAGAACUGCAAUAGUGUAAUACAAUGUUACAAUUAUAAAUCUAUUAUGGGCAAGAUAAAUAUAAUUAAGCUUGUUAUCAAUAGCAGAACAAUAUGCAAAAUGAAUGUAGAAGAAAAUAUAGACUGCUCCUCAAAUAAACUAGCAUUUAAUUUGUA
Molecule: messenger RNA, 3615 nt
Organism: Camponotus floridanus (Florida carpenter ant)
Lineage: Eukaryota; Metazoa; Arthropoda; Insecta; Hymenoptera; Formicidae
Gene: Opa1
Product: dynamin-like 120 kDa protein, mitochondrial
Exons: 18
Coding region: 59-2983 (974 amino acids)
Biological process (GO): mitochondrial fusion
Cellular component (GO): mitochondrial membrane; cytoplasm; microtubule
Molecular function (GO): GTPase activity; microtubule binding; GTP binding
Source: RefSeq, a predicted model, not a curated record